Molecule: messenger RNA, 1180 nt
Organism: Cynara cardunculus var. scolymus (artichoke)
Lineage: Eukaryota; Viridiplantae; Streptophyta; Magnoliopsida; Asterales; Asteraceae
Product: peroxidase 4-like
Exons: 3
Coding region: 42-1022 (326 amino acids)
Biological process (GO): response to oxidative stress; hydrogen peroxide catabolic process
Molecular function (GO): peroxidase activity; heme binding
Source: RefSeq, a predicted model, not a curated record
AUUACUAAUCACCUUUUAACCCUCUUUAAUCCAAAUAGUUAAUGAAAAUGGCUUCUUCUUCUAUGAUCUUCUCGUUCGCAUUGCUUGCUUGUACCUUGUGCUUGAUGACCGGUACUUCCUCAGCUCAACUCUCGCACGAUUUCUACUCCAAGAGUUGCCCGAAGGUUUUCCAAACUGUAGGCUCAGUGAUUCGGUCUGCUGUGUCCAAGGAGAAGCGUAUGGGUGCAUCUCUUCUACGGCUGCAUUUCCAUGAUUGCUUUGUUAACGGGUGUGACGGGUCAAUCUUGUUGGAUGAUACGUCUUCAUUCACUGGAGAGAAAACUGCAAGGCCGAAUGCAAACUCAGUUAGGGGUUUUAAUGUGAUUGACGAUGUUAAGAGGAGUGUGGAAAAAGUUUGCCCUGGUGUAGUAUCGUGUGCUGAUAUUCUAGCAAUUUCUGCUCUCGAAUCUACUCUUGCUUUAGGAGGACCCUCAUGGAAGGUUAAAGUAGGAAGAAGAGAUUCAAAAUCCGCCAGCCUCUCCGCCGCCAACAGCGGCGUUAUUCCACCACCGAACUCCACCCUCAACAACCUCAUCAACCGGUUCCAGGCGGUGGGUCUCUCCGCCAAAGACAUGGUGGCGCUCUCAGGUUCACAUACAAUCGGACAAGCUCGUUGUACAAGUUUCAGAGCACGUAUCUAUAACGACCGCAACAUCGAUGCUUCAUUUGCCAGGUCACGGCAGUCAAACUGCCCACUUCCGGCAGGCUCCGGCGACAACAACCUUGCACCCCUUGACGUUAAAACCCCAACUUAUUUCGACAACAAUUACUACAAGAACCUGAUCAACCAACAGGGUCUUCUCCGGUCAGACCAAGUGCUGCACAACGGUGGCUCCACCGAUUCCUUGGUGGAACAAUACAGCAGAAACGCCGGAAGUUUCAACGCGGAUUUUGCAGCUGCCAUGAUCAAGAUGGGUGACAUCCGUCCCCUCACCGGCUCCAAUGGCGAGAUCAGGAAGAACUGCAGGAAGGUUAAUUCGUAAUUAAUUGACCGGAAAUUAAUUAAAUCUCGUUUUUUGGAUCUAUUUAUGAUAAGUGUGAAUUUAGUGAUUUGAGUUCUUGAUGUAUUUGUUUUUUACAAUAAAAUUUGGUCAAAUGUAAUCUGUUUCAUGCAAUAAAACAUCGGUUUUUGGAGUCUAAA